AGUCGAGAUUCGGGCGAAGAAGACGGUAGAAAGCAGGAAGCAGUUUUAAUGGAUAAAGAAAUAGAUACGUCGCGAUUGACAAAUUCUUCGUAAUUGUCAAGUGAUGUAAAAUAAUUGUGUGGGUAAACAAAAUGUUCAGAAGUGCGAAACGAAGUGGCUUUUUGCGUGUCGACGGAGAAUUCGUUCAAUUACGCAUUUGAAAAAGUCGAGUCCGCGACCGUCGAGUCGCUGCGAGUUCGAGUUCAAGAUCAGACCGUGCUUAAUCAAUAAAUAAGAAUCUCGUUAAUUGGUUGAGAUCCCGGUGCUGAUUCACGGGGGACACGUCGCAGAGUGUGUCCUGCCUAGCGACAAGGAUACUGCAAAUUGUGACGAGUUCGCGGCGUGUCAGUGCGGCUCGGCUCUAGUGAAGUGCACUCCCGCCCGCCCGCCAAUCGGACGUUUCGAGUGUUGGAUCGAUGGUCAGUUGGAGUGUUAUUUACUCAGAUAGUGCAUUAGUUUCGGUCAAGGAUGCGUGCCACCGCCUGCAGAGUUUGUCUGUAACCAUGUGACCGACUGCGGGAUGAGCAAAGAGGAACGUACCAGUCCAAUUUCGCGGAAAUCACCCGGUUCGAGCAGCCGAAAGCCAAGGUCUCGGGCCCAUUGAAUUUUGGAAUUCAACCGAUUUUAAUGUCAAGAGACUGUAACGAUAUCGGCAUUAGCAUUCGCAUUCACUGGCAUCUGAUAAAAGGCUGGGCAAACAGUAGUCCGUUCUCGCGAAGUGUAAUCGUUGGCAUGGAACAAUGGAUAACGAACAGCCGCACCAAGAAUUGGUGAAGUGUGUGUUAGUCGGUGAUACUGCCGUAGGAAAAACAAGAUUAAUUUGUGCCCGAGCUUGUAACAAACAUGUCUCAUUAUCACAAUUGCUGUCCACACAUGUCCCAACUGUCUGGGCAAUCGAUCAGUAUCGCAUAUACAAAGAUGUACUUGAAAGAUCGUGGGAAGUUGUUGAUGGCGUUAAUGUGUCGCUUCGGUUGUGGGACACAUUCGGUGACCAUGAUAAAGACAGAAGAUUUGCUUAUGGCAGAUCUGAUGUAGUCUUAUUGUGCUUCUCAAUUGCUAGUCCAAUAUCUUUACGCAAUUGCAAGGCUAUGUGGUUCCCUGAAAUUCGAAGAUUCUGUCCAGAUACUCCAGUAAUACUCGUAGGCUGUAAGAAUGAUUUGCGAUAUAUGUAUAGAGAUGAGACAUAUCUGUCGUAUUUUGGUGACCGCAGUCCUUUUGUUAGAGCUGCAAUUAAGAGCGAUUUGGUGAUGCCAGAUGAAGCUAGAGCCGUAGCUAAGGAGCUCGGUGUAGCGUAUUAUGAGACCAGUGUGUUUACGUAUUUUGGAGUGAACGAAGUUUUCGAGAAUGCUAUUCGAGCAGCUUUGAUUGCAAGACGACAACAACGGUUUUGGAUCACUAAUUUAAAGAAAGUUCAAAGACCAUUAUUGCAGGCUCCGUUCCGACCUCCAAAGCCACCACCACCAGAAGUGGCAGUCGUGACAGGAACUUAUCAGAAAGACAUGUUCAAUAUGUUGCUUACCCAGUGCUAUACAGAUUUAAUUUUAAUUGUUGGAUCUGCGAAAUUUGCUGUGCACAAAUUCAUGUUAGCUGCAGGUUCAAAUCCUUUUUAUCGUUUGUUAACAACCGAAUUGUCAGAUAUGGGCGGUCGAAGCAGUAGCGAGUCAAGUAUGGUAAGUUCAACUUUUGGAGAGGCAACUGCAGCUGACUUUAACGAUGACACAGAAUAUUUAAUUCGGAACGAAACAAAAUCUUCACGAAUGUGGGAACAUUUGAAAAGAAGGUCGAGCUACCAAGCUCUGCCAUUAAUAGAAACUAAGAAACCAACAGAUUUUUAUAAAGAUCUUCACCAUCCAAUUUUCCAAAAUAUUCGAAUAACACAGGUUGAUACCGGUCGUGGUCUCAGUUUCACACAAACAAUUGUCACACUAACAAAACUAAUUACGGCGCAAGCGAUGAAUCAAUGUUUAAAGUUCAUUUAUACCGGAACAAUUGAAAGGGAAUUCCAAAACUUGCAGACAGCCCCUAUCGGAUUGCUAUUGGAGAUAAAACAGGCUGCAGAAUUUCUGGAGCUGCCACAAUUGAUAUUGCUUCUGUCUCAACCGCAAAGUAGUAUAACGACAAAUUCCGAAGAACCUGCUCAACACUAUUCAACGGUAUUGCAUCCGAGAUUAUACUUUGUACGACAAAAUCUAGAAAAGUAUUGCAUAGACAAUGGACUUUUUGGUGACGUAGCAUUUGAACUAGAUGAUGGUCACAUGAAGUCCCAUCGGUCAGUAUUAAUAGCGAGAUGUGAUGUAAUGCGAGCGAUGCUCAAUGGUGACUUCCGGGAGGCACAUUCUAGUCUGAUUGUAUUUCCAGGUGUAACUGUUUACACAUUCCACAAACUUCUGUGUUACUUAUACACAGAUGAGAUUCCGCCAAUCUCAGCCGAUAAAUGUCUGAAUUUAUUAGAGUUAGCAAAUAGAUUAUGUUUACCUAGAUUAUUGAAUCUUGUAGAGUGUCGUGUAAUAGAAGACUUAACAAGAAUCUCACAAAAUGAAACGAACGAAACUGUUGACCACUGCUUGAAGUUAUUAGAGCCAGUAAAAUUACACAAUGCUCAUCAGCUGGCUGAAUGGUGCAUGUCGUAUUUAUGUGUAAAUUACAACGUUAUUUGCAAGUUCUCGUUGAAAGGGUUGAAAUCCCUACAUCAGGAGAAUCAGGAAUACUUGAGGGAGCAUCGAUGGCCACCAGUAUGGUAUCUGAAGGACUAUGAUUACUAUCAACGGUGCAUGAACGAAAUGAAUAAGCAGCUGAAGGAUGGAAAACGAGAAUCGCCGAGUGAUGAUGAGGGUUGCUUAUGCUUCUCGGGAGUAUUUUCUUGGAUGCUAGGUAAAACGCGACGGAUUCAAUCGGCAGCGAACGGGAGCAGAAGCGGUGAACUGGAUCAUAGCACCCCCGAUACGCAAAUGUUCAAUAGCAAUGCAAAUUCUAUCAAUCACAUUGAUAUGGAACAAGAGGUGGAUUUGAAUCUCUGACAUCCGGUUAUCGGGCAUAGAAGAUCAUUCCGAUUUGUGGUGAUUUUGCCCGUGCUUAUAUGCUUCAUUUGUACAAUUUUGAGUAUAUUAAUUUUGUUUCAAAUCUACACAUAACAUCACAUUGAAAUCUACAAAUGUUAUUGAUUUUAAACAUGUAGUUGGUGUGUUGUCGCAGAACGCGAAGAAUUCUGACCGAACAAGACUCGAAACUUGAUAAAUGUCGAUUCAAUAAUUUCCUCAAAGUGACUGUAGAGUUAACUCGAUGUAGAUUGUGAGAUAAGGAAUCUUUUUCGUUACAAAUAUCUUUUGUUGUUUUAUGUUCUGUGUAACGAUAAUUAGAUUUAUACUUUUAUAUUCGUUUGCAAUAAGUUGUACGGUAUUGUAAGGGUAUUGCACAAUGCAGAACUUUUAGUUAAUAUUGGGAAAACCAUGAUUCGUUUCUCGUAUAAAGUAUUCACAAUUCAAUGGAAUGUCUAUUGUUUGGAAAGGGGCAUGAUGUUGAUGAAUAUGUUUAAAUUUGCUCAAUUCUCUUUUUCUCCAAUCUAUAAGAAAGAAAAGUAGAAAUUAACUAAGAAGCUUCCACCUCUGUACUGAACAUUCCAACUUCCGUAAUAGUUUCGAAGAUUGGUUUUUGAAGAUGAAAACCCGUACUAAAGAUGCAAUCAACUAUUUGUUGCUUUUCACUUUCUCUUCCUGUAAAGUUGAUCAUAUUCAUCAACAUCCCAGAUAGCGGCAUGAUAAAUCCAGUGUAAUCGGUUUGAUAUAGAAGACGAAGCGUAUAUUAUAUGCCUUAGUGUAAUCAUCAUCUUAUAUGUGUAACAGUUACUGUAAAACGAUAUAGAUCGAUUUUUGUACUUCUAAAAAGACAACAAUCCAAUCAAUUAAUAAAUGAUAAAAGUAUAAUGAAAAUAUUUACUCAAUAAAAGGGAUUGCAACUGACAACGUCCCAGACAAUCUGUCUACAGUGUGUACAAUUACCAUAAAACGUUCGUCGUGUACAUUAAUCGUAUAAAGAAACUGCCUCUUUUAAUUCUUAAUGACAAGAAGCAUUACCAUUAAGGGAAACCCACAAACAGGUGAACAUCAGUCAAUAUUCGAUGGUGUAAGUUUCGGACAUGGUGUCCGUGUCAUAGUGAUAUUCAAUUCCAAUUAUCCUUUACACUAGCUUGAAGCAAUAAUAAGAAACGUGUAGACGCUAUCUACUUUAAGUAUUUUAAAAUACAAAGCUUAGCUAGAGAAGAGUGCUGUGCAGCAGCGGCGGUAUUGAGAUUUACACCGGUCACGCUAAAUUUUAAUUUUCCAAAAAGAUAUGAUGAAUACCAGUGAAAUUACUCAUUGUGAAGAUCGAGAGAUAGAUUUAAUACACUGUGAUAUAAUUGCAAUUUGUUUUUGUUACGAUUCCAUCUGCUCCUUUGUUUAAAUAGCAAUUCGAAUAUUACGCCUAUGUAACAGGAUUCGCAAACUAUAAUAAAAGCUUAAUAAAAGUAUUUCAUAAGCAGAAAA
This is a messenger RNA of Hermetia illucens (black soldier fly), 4559 nucleotides long. RefSeq names its product rho-related BTB domain-containing protein 1 (gene RhoBTB). Lineage: Eukaryota; Metazoa; Arthropoda; Insecta; Diptera; Stratiomyidae. The coding region runs from base 780 to 3056 and encodes 758 amino acids. The record is from RefSeq and is a predicted model, not a curated record. Gene Ontology annotation, molecular function: protein binding; GTP binding; GTPase activity. Gene Ontology annotation, biological process: small GTPase-mediated signal transduction. The transcript is spliced from 16 exons.